This is a messenger RNA of Arachis duranensis, 3229 nucleotides long. RefSeq names its product NADH-ubiquinone oxidoreductase chain 4. Bases 769 to 2346 code for a protein of 525 amino acids. NCBI's taxonomy places the organism in Eukaryota, Viridiplantae, Streptophyta, Magnoliopsida, Fabales, Fabaceae. Gene Ontology annotation, molecular function: ubiquinone binding; NADH dehydrogenase (ubiquinone) activity. The record is from RefSeq and is a predicted model, not a curated record. The transcript is spliced from 4 exons. Gene Ontology annotation, biological process: ATP synthesis coupled electron transport; aerobic respiration; electron transport coupled proton transport.
UUUCAUACCAUCUCUUGAAGCUGGGAACGGGCUGAUACGAUUCGAAGACCAAGUCAGAGACUACUGGACGUCUCGCAGAGCGACUCUCAACGAGGACUUUGAGACUUUUUGAAAAAAAUGUGUGUGUGUUUUUUUUAAUCCAAGUUUGACUCUGAUUAGAUCCUUAGCGCUUGCGCUAAGUAAGCCCUCCAAGGCCUUAUGUAAUGUAAAAAACCGAGGAAAAUAACGUAAAGUAGAAACGAACAAUACGGUACGAUCGCUAUAUCUUUUCUUUUUCUUUCUCUCUCCUCUAUAGAAAGAGGGGAUUAUACGUGGCGUGGUAUACCUGAUCGUUUGGUCAACGAGACGUACGUAAGUCGGCAUAGCUCCAUUUAGAAUAUAAAAUUCUUUUCUUUUACUUAGCCCGCCUCUCCCAUGACUUUCCGGACCAACCCGGAUCUGCCCUCGAUCCGCAUUUUGGGAGCAGAGCAUGCAAAAUCGAGCAAUGAAUCUUAUAAAAAUUUCCUCGGGUCUCUAUAUAUAAAUCUAUAAAAAUGAAAAGCCCGGGUAGAAGCACAAGCAAAAGGAGAGAGGAAAAGUAGAAAAAGGAAGGGGGGAGGAGACUCGCCUCAAUACUUCCCACUGGACGAGAGGCGCACCUAACCCACCUACCCACUCAUCAAUCACGGUGUUCAGCUGACUUGUACUGAUAGACCCCUAUAGUAUUGGAAUUAGGCGCCCAUCUUUUUACUGUUGUUAACUAAUCUCUUCAAUGUUCGAUUCUACUCUAUGUUAGAACAUUUCUGUGAAUGCUAUUCUGAUCUAAGUGGUCCUAUUCUGUGUCCCGUGCUAGGAAGCAUUAUUCCUAUUUUCAUUCCAAAUUCAAGAAUACGACCGAUACGAUUGAUUGGUCUGUGUGCCUCUCUUAUUACUUUUUUGUAUUCCCCUGUUCCUCGGAUACAAUUCGAUCCUUCUACGGCCAAAUCUCAAUUUGUGGAAAGCCUUCGAUGGCUUCCUUAUGAAAACAUCAAUUUUUAUUUGGGUAUAGACGGUCUCUCUUUUUUCUUCGUGAUAUUGACCACAUUUCUGAUCCCUAUUUGUAUUUUAGUGGGUUGGUCUGGUAUGAGAAGUUAUGGUAAAGAGUAUAUUACAGCAUCUCUAAUUCGUGAAUUUCUAAUGAUCGCCGUGUUCCGCAUGCUGGAUCCUCUACUAUUCUAUGUUCUUCCCGAAAGCGUGCUAAUCCCUAUGUUCAUUAUUAUAGGGGUAUGGGGCUCGAGACAAAGAAAGAUCAAGGCAGCAUAUCAGUUUUUCCUUUAUACUUUACUUGGAUCUGUUUUUAUGCUAUUAGCUAUUCUGUUGAUUCUUUUCCAAACAGGGACCGCCGAUUUACAAAUAUCAUUAACCACAGAAUUUAGUGAGCGGCGCCAAAUCUUUCUAUGGAUUGCUUCUUUCGCCGCUUUCGCCGUCAAAGUGCCUAUGGUACCAGUUCAUAUUUGGUUACCCGAAGCUCAUGUAGAGGCGCCUACGGCAGGAUCCGUCAUCUUGGCAGGAAUUCCUUCAAAAUUGGGAACCCACGGGUUUUUAAGAUUUUCAAUACCCAUGUUUCCCGAAGCAACACUUUGUUCCACUCCUUUCAUUUAUACUCCAAGCGCGAUUGCUAUAAUAUAUACUUCCUUGACCACUUCAAGACAGAUCGAUCUUAAGAAGAUCAUUGCUUACUCCUCAGUAGCCCAUAUGAAUCUGGUGACUAUUGGUAUGUUUAGUCGGGCGGCGGCCGUUAGGUCACCUAUUUUUAGUUAUGGACACACAAGACAAGGCCAAAACAUGUGUGCCGGGCGUGCGACCCAUCAACCUACGAACAUACAGGGAAUUGGAGGUAGCAUUCCACCGAUGUUAAGUCAUGGACUGGUUCCUUCAGCCCUUUUUCUAUGUGUUGGUGUUCUAUAUGACCGACAUAAGACUCGACUCGUUAGAUAUUACGGAGGUUUAGUGAGCACCAUGCCGAAUCUCUCUACCAUUUCCUUCUCUUCCACUUUGGCCAAUAUGAGUUCACCUGGUACUAGCAGCUUUAUCGGGGAAUUUCCCAUCUCAGUAGGAGCUUUCCAAAGAAAUAGCUUAGUAGCCACAUUAGCAGCGCUUGGGAUGAUUUUAGGCGCGGCGUAUUCCCUUUGGCUAUAUAAUCGUGUGGUUUCUGGAAAUUUAAAACCCGAUUUCCUAAAUAAAUUCUCCGAUCCAAAUGGCAGAGAAGUUUCCAUAUUUAUACCUUUUCUUGUUGGAGUUGUUCGGAUGGGUGUUCACCCCAAAGUGUUCCCGGACCGCAUGCAUACAUACGUAAGUAACUUAGUGCAACAUGGCAAAUUGAAUUGAGAGGAAUCAGCAAAGAAAAGAAAAACGGGUCAACUUAUGUGUAUUUUUGAGAGAUUGUCCUCGGCUCGGGCUGAGGAGUGUCCGCAUGAGUUCGUUGAGGUGUCUACACAGGUUCGAAGACGCUCUUUUAUAUUCUGUCGAGAGUUCGGAUUGCUCCACCUAAGUAGAACGAAAAGAAGGAAUUGGAAAUUAAAAGGGGGAGCCAGAUCGCUUCCGGUAGCUUGCUGACUCUCCUAGUAAGAAGAAAAGGCUCUUUGGCGAAUUCUUUAGAUCUGGGUAGAGUCUCGCUCAGUAAAGAGGGUUGUAAAUUCUUAAGAUCAUGAUAAAGUCCCCUUUACUUGAUAUUCUAUUAGUAAAGCGCUAGCGCGCCCCCUUCCUUUACUUUAGAAGCCGUUGCUUGUUUGGGUCGAGCGUCUUCAAACCUCCUCUGAUUCCGAUAAAUCGGUCAAGCGGGGGCUACCCUCGACUCACCUCUCUAUCUAUAAAAACCCCUCCCCGGAGGAGAGCGGAAGCUCCAGGAUGAGAAUGAAUCCGGGAAUCCAGGACAUACUCAUCCUGAUCCACCAUGGAAUUUUCGGAAUCUACAAAAACAUUCUAGGAGAGGGCUCGUAAUGAUCUUCUCAAAGAUCACAAGAUGCUGAAGUGGCAGGCAGGAUAGGGGGGGGACCUGUAGGUUUUUGUGAAAGGGAUGCUCUUAUCAUGUUAUUGCUGAAAAGAAAAAGAAAAUUCCUCUAUUUUUUUUAUGUCGAUUCAUCCAUACUUCCAUUCUUUGUAGAGGGAGGCUAACUGCUUGCCGGCUGGGAGCUGUAUGAGCGGUAACGUCCACGUACGGCUCCGUGAGAAGGGCGGUGGACAGAAAUGGCCUUGUUGUACCUCACUCUCG